Choloepus didactylus (southern two-toed sloth) is the source of this 1099-nucleotide messenger RNA. RefSeq names its product testis-specific gene 10 protein-like. The record is from RefSeq and is a predicted model, not a curated record. The transcript is spliced from 2 exons. NCBI's taxonomy places the organism in Eukaryota, Metazoa, Chordata, Mammalia, Pilosa, Megalonychidae. Bases 461 to 1099 code for a protein of 212 amino acids.
UCUCCAACUAGAACAAGAAGUGAGAAACCAAGAUAGAUUCAUUGAUACAUUGAAAUUACAGAUUGAAGAUCUCAAACAGACAAAUCAUGGCUUGGAAGAAUAUGUUAGGAAACUCUUGGAUAGUAAGGAGGUGGUAAGCAGUCACAUAGACAAUUUAACCAGCCACAAUGAGCAUCUUUGUAAGGAAUUGAUUAAAAUUGACCAACUAGCAGAGCAACUAGAGAAAGAGAAAAAUUUUGUGGUGAAUACUACUGACAAGGAACUUGAAGAAGCAAAGAUUGAACUCAUUUGCCAACGAAAUAAUAUAAUAGUAUUGGAGGAUACAAUAAAAAGGCUUAGAUCUAUAAUUUUAGAGACUGAAAAAGCAAAAAAUAAAUCUCCUUCCAGACUUGAUUCCUUUGUCAAGACUUUAGAAGCAGACAGAGAUUACUACAAGAGUGAAGCUCAAAAUUUGAGAAAGAUGAUCAGAAGUAGAUCUAAAAGUCCAAGACGGCCAUCUCCAUCUUCCCGGGCUGCAAAUUGUGACGUAGAGCUUUUGAAGACCACAAGAGAUCGUGAAGAACUUAAAUGCAUGCUGGAAAAGUAUGAGCAUCAUUUGGCAGAAAUUCAGGGUAAUGUCAAGGUUCUCACAUCUGAGAGAGACAAGACCUUUCUUCUUUAUGAGCAGGCACAGGAAGAAAUUGCCCGACUUCGACGAGAAAUGAUGAAAAACUGCAAAUCUCCUAAAUCAACAACAGCGCAUGCUAUCCUCCAGCGGGUUGAGACGGAAAGAAAUGUAGCCUUCACUGAUUUACGAAGAAUGACCACAGAACGAGACAGUCUGAGAGAAAGGCUAAAGAUUGCCCAAGAGACAGCAUUUAAUGAGAAGGCUCACUUGGAACAGAGGAUAGAGGAGCUGGAGUGUACAGUUCAUAAAGGUGGAGAAAAGGCUCAAAAGGACAUUAUUGAGAAAGGAGUCGGAGACACAACAAACAUGGCGGCGGCUGUAACGGUGACGAAGACUGCGGCGGUGGCGACGGCUGCGGCGUUGAACAAGGCGGUGGGGGGUACUCGGUGCAGCUGUCAGGAGACCUUUGUAUGGCUUUUCAAUUUUAGUUGA